GGACAAGCGGUGACUGUGUCUGAGUCUUUUCAGAGAGUGUGAAGGAGUGAAUCAAAGGAAGCAAAUACCAUUUCCCCUUUCUUCUUUUCUUCAAGCAAUUCAUCAACCCUAAUUAUUAUUCUCUUUUUCAAUUUUCAAUUUUCAAUUUCUAAUUCUAAUUGUAAUUUCAAUACUAUCAUGACUACAAUAUUUAGACUCGCUUCCUCAUCCUCUCCCUCUCUCCGCCACGACGCAACACCGCAUAACUUCCAUAUUCGGAAAACCUCCAUUUCCAACACCUUCUCUUUCUCUUCAAAGAAUUCUUUGUCGUUCAAGAGAAUUCUUACUUCCGGUGGUAGUCGUAGAUUCAUCGUUGCUGCUAGUCCUCCAACUGAAGAUGCUGUUGUUGCUACUGAACCUCUUACAAAACAGGAUCUCAUUGAUUAUCUCGCUUCUGGCUGCAAAACCAAGGAUAAAUGGAGAAUAGGUACUGAACAUGAAAAGUUUGGUUUUGAGCUUGGAAGCUUGCGUCCUAUGAAGUAUGAGCAAAUAUCAGAAUUGCUGAAUGGCAUUGCUGAAAGAUUUGACUGGGAUAAAGUAAUGGAAGGUGAUAACAUUAUUGGACUCAAACAGGGGAAGCAGAGCAUAUCAUUAGAGCCAGGUGGUCAGUUUGAACUUAGUGGAGCCCCUCUGGAAACUCUGCAUCAGACUUGUGCUGAAGUUAAUUCGCACCUCUAUCAAGUUAAAGCUGUUGCUGAGGAGAUGGGAAUUGGAUUUUUGGGGAUUGGUUUCCAGCCAAAGUGGGAACGCAAAGACAUACCUAUGAUGCCAAAGGGAAGAUAUGAGAUUAUGAAAAAAUACAUGCCUAAAGUUGGUUCUCUUGGGCUUGACAUGAUGUUCAGGACAUGCACUGUACAGGUAAAUCUGGACUUUAGUUCUGAAGCUGACAUGAUCAGGAAAUUUCGUGCUGGCCUAGCUUUGCAGCCAAUAGCAACAGCUCUUUUUGCAAAUUCACCCUUCACAGAUGGAAAGCCCAAUGGGUUUGUUAGUAUGAGAAGCCAUAUUUGGACUGAUACCGAUAAGGACCGCACAGGCAUGCUGCCUUUUGUUUUUGAUGACUCUUUCGGGUUUGAGCAGUACGUUGAUUUUGCUCUUGAUGUUCCAAUGUAUUUUGUCUAUCGGAAAAAGAAAUAUAUCGACUGUACUGGAAUGACCUUCAGGGACUUCUUGGCAGGAAAGCUUCCUUGUAUUCCUGGUGAAUUACCGACCCUUAAUGAUUGGGAGAAUCAUUUGACCACUAUAUUUCCCGAGGUUAGGCUAAAGAGGUAUUUGGAGAUGAGAGGUGCUGAUGGAGGGCCUUGGAGAAGGUUAUGUGCUUUACCAGCAUUUUGGGUAGGGAUAUUGUAUGAUGAGGUUUCUUUGCAACGUGUUUUGGAUAUGACAGCAGAUUGGACUCUAGAAGAAAGAGAAAUGCUAAGGAAUAAGGUCACCGUAACUGGUCUAAAGACACCAUUUCGAGAUGGUUUGCUGAAGCAUGUUGCUGAAGAGGUUCUAGAGCUGGCAAAGGAUGGCUUGGAAAGAAGAGGCUUUAAGGAAUCAGGAUUUUUAAAUGCGGUAGCUGAGGUGGUUAGAACAGGUGUCACUCCAGCUGAGAGGCUUUUGGAAUUGUAUCAUGGAAAGUGGGAGCAAUCUGUAGAUCAUGUAUUUGACGAAUUACUAUACUAAGGUGUAUUCGGCGUCUUGCUUUUCUUUCACAUUUCUGUGGGAGGUUAAUUGUAUAAGCCACCUUUUUUGGGUAGAAUCGUGUGUAAAACUCUGGCUAUAUAGUCCUGGUUAUCUCUCUUGUGAGCUGCUUUUAGAUAUAGAAAAUAAUAUCUGAUGUAUUUUUUCGCUUGGAAACAUUAUCAGAUCAAGCUAGUAUUUAAUUCAUGUCGUAAGUUUGAUAAUAACAUCAGCUUAAUCAGCUUGUCAAAAAAAAAUAAACAUCAGCUUAAUCAUCUUCACCAAAGUUGUUUGAA
Messenger RNA from Medicago truncatula (barrel medic), 1997 nucleotides. Its product is annotated as glutamate--cysteine ligase, chloroplastic-like. The coding region runs from base 178 to 1704 and encodes 508 amino acids. Gene Ontology annotation, biological process: glutathione biosynthetic process. The transcript is spliced from 15 exons. Gene Ontology annotation, molecular function: glutamate-cysteine ligase activity. The record is from RefSeq and is a predicted model, not a curated record. NCBI's taxonomy places the organism in Eukaryota, Viridiplantae, Streptophyta, Magnoliopsida, Fabales, Fabaceae.